Leptonychotes weddellii (Weddell seal) is the source of this 7917-nucleotide messenger RNA. The record is from RefSeq and is a predicted model, not a curated record. Lineage: Eukaryota; Metazoa; Chordata; Mammalia; Carnivora; Phocidae.
CGGCCGCCGCCGCCCCUCUCCCCGCCCAGAGGCGCCCCGGGGGCACCAUGCAGGCGCAGCAGCUGCCGUACGAGUUUUUCAGCGAGGAGAACGCACCCAAGUGGCGGGGGCUGCUGGUGCCGGCGCUGAAAAAGGUCCAGGGGCAAGUUCAUCCGACUCUUGAGUCUAGUGAUGAUGCUCUUCAAUAUGUUGAAGAAUUAAUUUUGCAGUUAUUAAAUAUGCUAUGCCAAGCUCAGCCCCGAAGUGCUUCAGAUGUAGAGGAACGUGUUCAAAAAAGUUUCCCUCAUCCAAUUGAUAAGUGGGCAAUAGCUGAUGCCCAAUCGGCUAUUGAAAAGAGGAAGCGAAGAAACCCUUUAUCUCUCCCAGUAGAAAAAAUUCAUCCUUUACUAAAGGAGGUCCUAGGUUAUAAAAUUGACCACCAGGUUUCUGUUUACAUAGUAGCUGUAUUAGAAUACAUUUCUGCAGACAUUUUAAAGCUGGUGGGGAAUUAUGUACGAAAUAUACGGCAUUAUGAAAUUACAAAACAAGAUAUUAAAGUGGCAAUGUGUGCUGAUAAGGUAUUAAUGGACAUGUUUCAUCAAGAUGUAGAAGAUAUAAAUAUAUUAUCUUUAACUGAUGAAGAGCCUUCCACCUCAGGAGAGCAAACUUAUUAUGAUUUGGUAAAAGCAUUUAUGGCAGAAAUUCGACAGUACAUAAGGGAACUAAAUUUAAUUAUAAAAGUUUUUAGAGAGCCCUUUGUCUCCAACUCAAAAUUGUUUUCAGCUAAUGAUGUAGAAAAUAUAUUUAGUCGUAUAGUAGAUAUACAUGAACUUAGUGUAAAGUUACUGGGCCAUAUAGAAGAUACUGUGGAAAUGACUGAUGAAGGUAGCCCCCAUCCCUUAGUAGGAAGCUGCUUUGAAGACUUAGCUGAAGAACUGGCAUUUGAUCCAUAUGAAUCAUAUGCUCGAGAUAUUUUACGGCCUGGUUUUCAUGAUCGCUUCCUUAGUCAGUUAUCAAAGCCUGGAGCGGCACUCUAUUUACAGUCAAUAGGCGAAGGUUUCAAAGAAGCUGUUCAGUAUGUUUUACCCAGGCUACUUCUAGCCCCUGUUUACCACUGUCUACAUUACUUUGAACUUUUGAAGCAGUUAGAAGAAAAGAGUGAAGAUCAAGAAGACAAGGAAUGUUUGAAACAAGCAAUAACAGCUUUGCUUAAUGUUCAGAGUGGUAUGGAAAAAAUAUGUUCUAAAAGUCUUGCAAAACGAAGACUGAGUGAAUCUGCAUGUCGGUUUUAUAGUCAGCAAAUGAAGGGGAAACAACUAGCAAUCAAGAAAAUGAACGAGAUUCAAAAGAAUAUUGAUGGUUGGGAGGGAAAGGACAUUGGACAGUGUUGCAAUGAAUUUAUAAUGGAAGGAACUCUUACACGUGUAGGAGCCAAACAUGAGAGACACAUAUUUCUCUUUGAUGGCUUAAUGAUUUGCUGUAAAUCAAAUCAUGGGCAGCCAAGACUUCCUGGUGCUAGCAAUGCAGAAUAUCGUCUUAAAGAAAAGUUUUUCAUGCGAAAGGUACAAAUUAAUGACAAAGAUGACACCAGUGAGUACAAGCAUGCUUUUGAAAUAAUUUUAAAAGAUGAAAACAGUGUUAUAUUUUCUGCCAAGUCAGCUGAAGAGAAAAACAAUUGGAUGGCAGCAUUGAUAUCUUUACAAUACCGGAGUACACUGGAAAGGAUGCUUGAUGUGACGAUGCUGCAGGAAGAGAAGGAGGAGCAGAUGAGGCUCCCUAGUGCUGAUGUUUAUAGAUUUGCAGAGCCUGACUCUGAAGAGAAUAUAAUAUUUGAAGAAAACAUGCAGCCCAAGGCUGGAAUUCCAAUUAUCAAAGCGGGAACUGUUAUUAAACUUAUAGAGAGGCUCACGUACCAUAUGUACGCAGAUCCCAAUUUUGUUCGGACAUUUCUUACAACAUACAGAUCCUUUUGUAAACCUCAAGAACUACUGAGUCUUAUAAUAGAAAGGUUUGAAAUUCCAGAGCCUGAGCCAACAGAAGCUGAUCGCAUAGCUAUAGAGAAUGGAGAUCAGCCCUUGAGUGCAGAACUAAAAAGGUUUAGAAAAGAAUACAUACAGCCUGUACAGCUGCGAGUAUUAAAUGUAUGUCGGCAUUGGGUAGAGCACCACUUCUAUGAUUUUGAAAGGGAUGCAGAUCUUUUGCAGCGAAUGGAAGAAUUUAUUGGAACAGUGAGAGGUAAAGCAAUGAAAAAAUGGGUUGAAUCCAUCACUAAAAUAAUCCAAAGGAAAAAAAUUGCAAGAGACAAUGGACCAGGUCAUAAUAUUACAUUUCAGAGUUCACCUCCCACAGUUGAGUGGCAUAUAAGCAGGCCUGGGCACAUAGAGACUUUUGACCUGCUCACCUUACACCCAAUAGAAAUUGCUCGACAACUCACUUUACUUGAAUCAGAUCUAUAUCGAGCUGUACAGCCAUCAGAAUUAGUUGGAAGUGUGUGGACAAAAGAAGACAAAGAAAUUAAUUCUCCUAAUCUUCUAAAAAUGAUCCGGCAUACCACUAAUCUCACUCUGUGGUUUGAGAAGUAAAGUUUCCAUUUGGUUCCUUUUAUCAUUGCUGUGUCUUUUAUGUCAUCGUCGUCCUAUCUUCCUGUACUUUCUAAAUCACACUUUCUCUCCUUUAGUUCUGUGAACAUAUUCAAUAAUGGCUACUUUGAAAUCUUUUUCUUUGAAUUUAUCAAUGAAAGAAAAACAAUCUACUCUUUCUUGUUUCCUUUCACAGGCAGCGAUACCAUCUUUAUCCAAGUUUCACUGCCCCAUGGCCCAAGAUCUGCUUCAGUAUCGUCUAUAAGUUUAACCAAGGGCACUGAUGAAGUGCCCCUCCCCCCUCCUGUUCCUCCACGAAGACGGCCGGAAUCUGCCCCCGCCGAAUCUUCGCCGUCUAAGAUUAUGUCUAAGCAUUUGGACAGCCCCCCAGCGAUUCCUCCUAGGCAGCCCACAUCCAAAGCCUAUUCACCACGAUACUCAAUAUCAGACCGGACCUCUAUAUCAGACCCUCCUGAGAGCCCUCCCUUAUUACCACCGCGAGAGCCUGUGAGGACACCUGAUGUUUUCUCCAGCUCCCCGCUACAUCUCCAGCCUCCCCCUUUGGGCAAAAAAAGCGAUCAUGGCAAUGCCUUCUUCCCAAACAGCCCUUCCCCUUUUACACCACCUCCUCCUCAAACACCGUCUCCCCAUGGCACGAGAAGGCAUCUGCCGUCGCCACCAUUGACACAAGAAGUGGACCUUCCUUCCAUCACUGGGCCGCCUGUUCCUCCACGACAAAGCACUUCUCAACAUAUCCCUAAACUCCCUCCAAAAACUUAUAAAAGGGAGCACACGCACCCAUCCAUGCACAGAGAUGGACCACCGCUGUUGGAGAACGCCCACUCCUCCUGAGUCGCUCUGUUCCAGGACGGACGUUUCGCUGGCCGCAGACCCAGUGCUGGCGAUGGGCGCACUGAGCGAGCCGGCUUGGGGGGGUUGAAACGACAGCUCCCAACACUACCGACUCUGCUUCAGGAUGCAGCGUGAGACAACGAACCUUACCCGAGACGUAAUUAUACGUGAAAAUGGUAUUCGUUUCGAAUCUGGGAAGACCGAUCUAGAGGAGUUGGACAACUGAUUGCACCUGAGAUCGAGGAGAGGGACUUCUUCCAGCCAAGAGGCAGGAGUCCCCUUUUUGUGAAGUGAUCUUGAUCAUUAAAGGGAUGGAAAACACAGUCCAGUGUCCAGCAGGCCCACAUGAUGACAGCUCUUGUAAUUCAAGAUAUGCACUUUUUAAAAAGAAAUCUUAAACAGGGAUCUUCAUAUCUCCUUUGUUUUCCUUUGCUUUUACUCGUCCUACUUUAAAAUAUUUUCUUAGAAGUCGUUCCGAGGCCUGUGAGGAGCGGCUGUGGUGCCUGAGCUCUGGAGCCCGGGCCCAGCACUGCGGCCGUCCUGUUUCCAGACUGUCACAGUGAAGGGAUGGGUACCGAGGCUGCACCAAAGAGGUACUUGUGGUUUUUUUGUUCUUUUCGUUCUUGUUUUCUCUCUUUCUUUCUUUUUUUUUUUUAGGAGUAAUUAUACUGAUUUUAAGAGCAUUCCCCCACCCCCCCACACAAACAAAACGUGGUGGUAUUGCCUUCAAACGAGAGAAGCUGUGUGUCAUUAAGGUGACAGAAGAACUUUUUUAAAAAUGUAACUGUCAAGUAUACGAUUUACACUUAGGAGACUGUUAAUCUGUGCUAGAUUGUUACUUUCCCCCCUUCUCCCACAAAAGUUUACUGAUAAUCCGUGUCAUGGCUCAUAGCUGUCCCUCCGCCCAGACUCCGGAAACGCAGUCACCCGGUGUGAAAAGGAGCGCUUGCUGGGCGUCGCUGACACGGUCAUGUUUUACUGAUAGUUGAGUAAUCAGCGUAUCUAGAAUUACCUUGCAUUGCCGAAAUCAUGUGUAUAUAGUGAAUGUUAUGGUCUGUUUUAAUUUAAUUGAAUAAAGAUACAAAUACUUUGUUUGGCUGGCAUAUAUUAAAUUAUUAUAUGGAGAAAAUGGUUGAUUCUUAUUUCUUUCAGUUGAAGCACACACACACACACACACACAUACAUGCAAACACUAAGCAUAAAAGCACGUAUUGUGGUACGCCUUGGUUUCUAGUUCUGGAUGUAUGUAUUCAUCUUAAAGAAUGAUCUAAAGUUACAGUUUGGCAUGUAGGAAAAAAUUGGGUUAGAACAGGAUGGGUAUCUUUUAAGCAGAACUUUGGAAGUUUUUUAAUUUCCUAGGCAGCGUGUAUACAGUUUGUUAGUUUAUAUUAAACAUUCUACCUUGCUUGAGGUCUUUGCUCUAUCAAAACUAUUCAUAAUAGAACAUCUGCCUACAUCAUUAGUAUCAUAAUACAGAUUAUUCAUUAAACCUAUGUACUGAUCUUCUGAGUCUAACCAAUACCGUGACUGAAAUGCAUGCAACUUGUCAGAGAGAAAAAGUUUUAUUAAUCUCCACUACAAUGUCUGUGCAGUGUGUAGUAUUCCAUCAUUAGAGAGUCAUCAGUCCAUCAGUAUCUGCAUGUGUCCUCACAAUAAUGAAGCGACAUCUCAGCAGUUCUGUUAACCAUGCCAUUAGAGACAUCUGUAGACGCGCUGCACCAUGGUGGAAACUAGUACUUUAAUAACUUCCUGUGAUAUUUAUUAGAGCAUUAAAUGUACAUCCCAGUAGUACAGUAUAUAGUCCUUUGAGACCAGAAUGUUGAUUGCAUCAUCAUUAAGCAAUCCAUCCUAUCAUAUCCUUUGUUAUUUAUUUGUUAGAGUUGAACCCUUUUUUGUUUAAUACCUGUACCAUUCCUGUUAUGGUAGCCAUUUUUCUCUUUGUAAAAUGUCUCCUUUUAAAAGUCUCCCAAAAAAUUAAUUUCAAAUCGACUCUUGUACACAAAGUGUCCAUAAGACCAUUCAUUCAACAAGUGUUUAUCUAAGCCUACUUACUAGUGCUGCUGCAAUUAAUCAUAAUACACAUUCCAGAAUCCCCCAUGACUUUUUAUUAGAUCGGCCUCAUUUUCCCUAGGAUUUCCGUUUAUAUGUCUUAUUGAUCACUUCUCUUUUUAAUUACCCCGUACCCCACUCCAAAUGAGAACCUGAGACGUCACAUUGGAGCCCAUUCAAUAUCUCUCUGGCCAGUGCGUUAGCCUUCAAUAAUGCUUUUCAACCCGCCUGAUCUUUUAAAGAGGAAAAGCUCAGAAUUGGAGUUCUAAUCCUACUUAUCCCAAAGGGGACCAUUCUCCUACCCCAGUGGUUCUAGGAGACCACUUCACUGUGCAUCAGCAUUGUGGAUAGAGGAUAUUUUUAUUCUGAAGUUGACAUUUUGGGUAAAAAUAUUUUCUGCAGUGGUAACUGAUUAGAAAAAAUCCCAAUUGGAUGCCCUUAAACGGAGGUGAGAAAACUGUAUCCUUGCCUUCUUCAUACGUGAAACAUUAACUAGCUGACAAAUUUAUUCUUUGUAGUAACUAAAAUAUACUUAUUCAGGGACAAGAAGUGGCUGAGAAGAGAACUGCAUCACCACAAAAUUCCGCUUUUGAAUCCGGGACAUUACAAGACAGUCAGUGUGGCAUGACUAUUUCUAAACCACAUUCCAAAAUAUGGGACAUUUCUUUUAGAAAUGGAAAUGUUCUUAGAAGAUUCAUUAUCCUCGGAUCACAAAAUAAAAACAUUUCAAGGUUGAAUAUACUUAAGCGGGCUGAUAAACAAUAACAAUAGAAAGGGAGGCUUUUCACAUCUAAGCACUUUUUAAAACAGGAACAGAUAAGUGUAUGUUUCUAAGUUUAUUGAAAGACAGAUAAUUGACUGUUCCCAGCCGUCCUGAUGUAUUUUAAGAGUACAAACUUAUCAGGAAGUAUACAAGCAUUAAAAGUUUGCUUAAUUAAAGGUUGUUGGGUAUCAAGUUAUGUGUUUAGUGGGAUACUAUGCUGUAACAGCUCAAGAAUGUGCUAAUGGAUAUGAAUUUAGGAAAGAGCACGCCACACUAAAAACUACCAUCAACACAACAGUCUAGUGAAAAAGUACUAUUUCACUCGGAAGCUAUAUUAUGGUUCUAAAUUCUUCCUUUAUGGGUUUUUCCACAAAUUGAAAGUUACACAAACCAAAACUUAGCUGGUUAUCUAUGACCAUGAUCUUAAUUCUCAAGUUUAGCUUACUUAGGUCAUGUAUUUCAUCCUUUUAAUGAUAGCUUAAAUUCAGUUUUAAGUGGCUCAGCAAAACAAAUCAUGGAAAGGGAGGGAGAGGUUCCCAGUUUGUGUGUGUUGUAUAUGUAUUGGGGAAGACCUUUUAUUUCCUCCUGAUUUAGAAAGAAAGAAAUUUAGCCAUUUAUUUCUUGGUAUUCUGCUGCUACGGGUAGGCUCACUUAUUCUUCUAACCUAUAUUGUGUGGCUGUUGCACAAGUGUAGGUCCUGUUGCACGUUAAUCUUUACCAGUAAAAGAAACAUCGCCAGGUUAAUACCGGUUUGGCUGAAAGAAUUAUGCAGUAGAAUUAUUUAUAAGGGAAAGUGAUGACUUCGUUUAUUUAUUCAGUAUUUUUUUUUGAAACAUCUCCUUACUAACUUAAAAUCAUUUCAUAAUCCCUUAUACAUGAGCCCAUGAAAUAUUUUGAGCUCUAGUUAAGAAGCAUGAAGUCUAGAUGAUAAAUCUAAACAAAAGCACUUGUAACUUGUUUUGUAAGUUUCAUGCCUUAUUUUCCAUUUUUGACACCGUAAAGUGCAUUUUCUGUCGACUGUGAGCAAAUUUCCCUUUGCCUUUAAUGAAAAUAGUGCAUUAAAUAGCCAAUUGCUGCAGAAUUAUAAAGCAAGUUAGCUAAAGGUGGAUCACCUUGGACUACCACUCAAAGAAACAAGAUGCAGAGGACGGAAGUCACAUGGGGCGUGGCUUUAGGGACAGUGCACCUGUGUCAGAUGCAUGCCACUUUCAGUAGCUGCCAAAUGUGCCUUUAAUUAAGAACAUCUCUAAUUUUUUUCUUCAGAUCAAGUCAGCAUUUGGGGGCGGGAUCAGGGCAGGGGACCUUGGGGUGCAAAUAUCUGGUGAAAUUCACCAGAGAAGAAGCCUUUGUCAAAGUGACAUGUAUAACUUCAGUUGAAACGUACUUGUGUAUAUAUAUAUGUGUGUGUGUGUGUGUGUGUGUGUGUGUAUUUGCCUUUGUUUAGUAGCACGGUAUAUUUGCUAAAAUAAUUGUCCAAAAAAUUGCUCUGUCAGUCUUACUCUGAUGUAAAAACAAAGUGCAGUCUAUACAUCUAAUAUGGCCUUUGUACCUAACCAUGUUCGUAGGUAAUCUUUGUACUCUGUGUGCAGCAGUAUUUGGUUUGCAUUUAAAGUGAAAAUAAUGGCUGUUAUUUUUCUGGCAUUGCUAAGAUAAACCGAAAAAUAAUAAAGAAAAAUGCCUUACAUAGUCCACAAA